This is a messenger RNA of Cynoglossus semilaevis (tongue sole), 1572 nucleotides long. RefSeq names its product tubulin alpha-1C chain-like. Gene Ontology annotation, cellular component: microtubule. Gene Ontology annotation, biological process: microtubule-based process. The coding region runs from base 155 to 1504 and encodes 449 amino acids. NCBI's taxonomy places the organism in Eukaryota, Metazoa, Chordata, Actinopteri, Pleuronectiformes, Cynoglossidae. Gene Ontology annotation, molecular function: GTP binding; structural constituent of cytoskeleton. The transcript is spliced from 4 exons. The record is from RefSeq and is a predicted model, not a curated record.
UUUAGACCAAUUAAAUUCCUAGGUUCUCCCGCCCGGUCUAGGAGUAUAAAAACUCCUCCCAGCCACAUUUAUUCAGUUACCUCUUACACAGGAGCCGAAGUUCCUUCCUCGUGAGAGUAAAGUUUGGUUGAAGUGACGUCAGUACUUCAGAAAAAUGCGUGAGUGCAUCUCCAUACACGUUGGUCAGGCUGGAGUCCAGAUUGGCAAUGCCUGCUGGGAGCUUUACUGUCUGGAACAUGGGAUCCAGCCAGAUGGGCAGAUGCCCAGUGAUAAGACUCUUGGAGGAGGAGAUGAUUCCUUCAACACCUUCUUCAGUGAGACUGGAUCAGGAAAGCAUGUCCCCAGAGCUGUUUUUGUCGACCUGGAGCCCACAGUCAUUGAUGAGGUUCGCACUGGGACCUACCGCUCUCUGUUUCACCCUGAGCAGCUGAUCACUGGUAAGGAGGAUGCUGCCAAUAACUAUGCCCGUGGACACUAUACCAUUGGCAAAGAGCUAAUUGAUCAGGUGCUGGAAAGGAUAAGAAAACUGUCUGACCAGUGCACUGGUCUGCAGGGCUUCCUGGUUUUCCACAGUUUUGGAGGUGGCACCGGCUCUGGCUUCACCUCCUUGCUGAUGGAGCGCCUGUCAGUCGACUAUGGCAAAAAGUCCAAACUCGAGUUCUCCAUCUACCCAGCUCCCCAGGUGUCCACUGCUGUGGUUGAACCAUACAACUCCAUUCUGACCACCCACACCACUCUGGAGCACUCAGACUGUGCCUUCAUGGUGGACAAUGAGGCCAUCUACGACAUCUGCCGCAGAAACCUUGACAUUGAUCGUCCUACCUACACCAACCUCAACAGGCUGAUCAGUCAGAUUGUGUCUUCCAUCACUGCCUCCCUCAGAUUUGAUGGUGCCCUCAAUGUUGAUCUGACAGAAUUCCAGACCAACCUGGUGCCAUAUCCUCGUAUCCAUUUCCCUCUGGCCACGUAUGCCCCUGUCAUCUCUGCAGAGAAGGCCUACCACGAGCAGUUAACAGUGGCCGAGAUCACCAAUGCCUGCUUCGAACCAGCCAAUCAGAUGGUGAAAUGUGACCCCCGUCAUGGCAAAUACAUGGCCUGCUGCCUUCUGUAUCGUGGUGAUGUGGUGCCCAAAGACGUGAACGCUGCCAUCGUCACAAUCAAGACCAAGCGCUCCAUCCAGUUCGUGGACUGGUGUCCGACUGGAUUCAAGGUUGGCAUCAACUACCAGCCUCCCACUGUGGUUCCUGGUGGAGACUUGGCCAAGGUCCAGAGGGCGGUGUGCAUGCUGAGCAACACCACCGCCAUUGCAGAGGCCUGGGCUCGGCUCGACCACAAGUUUGACCUGAUGUACGCCAAACGUGCCUUUGUUCACUGGUAUGUGGGUGAAGGAAUGGAGGAGGGAGAGUUCUCUGAGGCCAGAGAAGACAUGGCAGCACUUGAGAAAGAUUAUGAGGAGGUGGGAGCUGACAGUUUGGAGGAAGAGGAUGAAGGUGAAGAAUACUAACCAGGCAUUUUGUCUGAAGUAUGCCAUGUUUUAAAUGGAAAACGGUUAAAUAAAAUGUUUUGGCUAAA